AUGAGACCAUCCACAAGACAGGGGACCUUUCUGCUGGCCUCCACUGUGCUCUGCACCCUCUUGGAUCUCGGAUGGCCUCUAAGCUGUGAGGUGUGUAAAGGCUCCGGGCACACGUGCAGCGGCAAAAUGAAGACUUGCGAGGCUGGCAAGGACGCAUGCGUGGUUCUCGUGAGCGAGUCCAGCACAAAGGGCCGGCAGGCAGUGAGCACCUUUAAGGCCUGCAUGAAGUUCAGCGACUGCUACUCAGGCUUCGUCUCCACCACCAUGAGCCCCAAUGACUACAUGGUAACCAACGCACGGUGCUGCCAGAGUGACGGCUGCAACAGUGGCUCCGUGCCCCCUCCCCAGAACAAUCGUACUGAGAAUGGCUUGAUGUGCCCCUCCUGCAUCGUGCCCUUCCAGGAGACGUGCCCGGGAACCCAGGCAGCUCGCUGUGUUGGCCAGGAAACACAUUGCAUCUAUUUUGCUGGCAACGUGCAGGCUGGGAUCAUCAACACCAAAUUUGCCACUCGAGGCUGUGCUACAGAGAGUGCCUGCUACACGAAGGCUGGGGCCGAGGUGCCCUCAGCUUCCUACCUCUACUUCAUCCGCCGGGCAGACUGCCUUCCAGCUCCCUAUCCCCCUGGCCGGGCUGAGUGA
Marmota flaviventris (yellow-bellied marmot) is the source of this 639-nucleotide messenger RNA. It is a transcript of the gene Pinlyp, whose product is annotated as phospholipase A2 inhibitor and LY6/PLAUR domain containing. The record is from RefSeq and is a predicted model, not a curated record. Gene Ontology annotation, molecular function: phospholipase inhibitor activity. Gene Ontology annotation, cellular component: extracellular region. NCBI's taxonomy places the organism in Eukaryota, Metazoa, Chordata, Mammalia, Rodentia, Sciuridae.